AUGAACGGACAAAGACAUUCCAGUCGUCAAAGAAUUGCUCAGCUCAGUGAAGACUGUAUUCUGCUAUCAUCUGACAGUGAAUCAGAACUUCUAAAUGGAACAUUAGAUCUAACAAGUGAAACGGAUGAAGUUGUUGAUCUAACUACAGUUAGUGAUCUCUCUAUUAUUGUUAUAGAUAGUCCUAGGAGACAUCAAACAAGGCACAGAUAUCCAAGGCAAAGAAGAAGAUCAAAUAAUUCAAGGACUCCUCGGAUAUCUAGAUCAGCAAGUCCUUUUAUUAGUAACUUGGAAAAUGCAAGUAUAAAUGAAUCUGAAAGAAAUUGGAGAACGUCCGAACAAUCUGCAAAUAGUGAGUUCUCUCUGGCUUUUUCUUUUCUCUCUCUUUCUCUCUCACUCCCUCUCUCUCUUUCUCUCUCACUUUCUCUGGCUUUUUCGUUUUCUCUCUCUGGCUUUUUCGUUUUCUCUCUCUGGCUUUUUCGUUUUCUCUCUCUGGCUUUUUCGUUUUCUCUCUCUCUCUCUCUGGCUUUUUUUCGUUUUCUCUCUCUCUCUCUCUCCCUCUCUGGUUUUUUGUUUUCUCUUUCUUUGUUUUUUUUCUUUUUUUCUCUCUCUCUCUCUUUUCUUUCUUUUUUCUCUCUGGCUUUUUUUUUUUCUCUCUCUCUGGCUUUUCUUUUUCUUUUCUCUCUCUCUGGCUUUUUUUUCUUUCUCUCUCUCUCUGGCUUUUUCUUUUCUUUCUCUCUCUCUCUGGCUUUUUCUUUUCUUUCUCUCUCUCUCUCUCUCUGGCUUUUCGUUUUUCCCCAUCCUCUCUCCCUCUCUCUCUCCUCUCUCUCUUUCACUCGCUCUGGCUUUUUUUUUUUUUUUUCUCUCUCUCUCUCUCUGGCUUUUUUUCUUUUUUUUUCUCUCUCUCUCUCUCUGGCUUUUUUUCUUUUUUUUUCUCUCUCUCUCUCUCUGGCUUUUUUUCUUUUUUUCUCUCUCUCUCUGGCUUUUUUUUUUUUUUUCUUUUUCUCUCUCUCUGGCUUUUUUUCUUUUUUCUUUCUCUCUUUAUCUUUUUCUCUCUCUCUCUCUGGUUUUUUGUUUUCUUUCUCUCUCUCUCUCUGGCUUUUUCGUUUUCCCCAUCACUCUCUCCCUCUCUCUCUUUCACUCGCUCUGGCUUUUUCUUUUUUCUCUCACUCGCUCUCUCUCUCUAGUUUUGCAUCUAAUGAAGAGAAUUUUCAACAACCCAGUUCUGAACAGUCUGCUUCAACAAUAAAUUACAGAGAUGGUUCUUCUAUUGACAACCAAUUGUGUCCUUUAUGUUUAGAAACAUAUAGAGAGAUAAAAAACAAAGGACAAACAUUAAUGUCUACAACUUGUGGUCAUGUAUUUUGUAAAAAAUGUGCCAACCAGUGCCUCAACUCCAAUUGUCCAACCUGCCGAAAAAAACUAACAGUCAGAAGUAUUCAUCCGUUGUACUUAUGA
Messenger RNA from Acanthosepion pharaonis, 1455 nucleotides. NCBI's taxonomy places the organism in Eukaryota, Metazoa, Mollusca, Cephalopoda, Sepiida, Sepiidae. The record is from the annotation of a GenBank genome assembly.